AUGGUUUCGCUACUCCAGGAUCAAUCCAAUAUUAAAUUUUCAUCUUCGGACACUCUGGAAAGAGAUCAACAAGACUUCAUGAAGACACAGGGGGAUUCAAUAUCCCCAGUUCAGCAAAGUGAUAAUCUCAGUUACAGCUGCCAACCAUAUGAGUCAGACGUCAGGACAGAAAGGAAGAGCUCAGAGUCUUCUCACAGCCCCAGCCCUGCUUCCCCAGCCCAGGAUCAAAUUCAUGGGAGAUACCCUACAAACCAAGGAAUUCACUGCGGCAAGAACAAAUUCAAAGCAUCUUUCAGUACUGAAAAAUUCAGGAGAUACAGUUACGAGGAAAACACUGUAGGAAGCUACGACCGGUUCCUCAAGAGCAGCAGGAACCCCUUCCACCCUUACAAGAGGCAGAUCAGCGAAGAUGUUUUCCAGGAAGCACACCAAGCCCUCCCAUCAGAAGCUUCACCUUUUAAAAAUCAUAGAAGCAUCGAUGGUUUUGAGGGUCUAUCAGGAUCUACAGGUCCUGACGAGUCAGAGUCAUUUCCCACGCACAUCCCAGACAUCUCCACGGAGCAACCAUGGUGUAACAGCCUCCAGUACAGCACCACGGGUCAGGAUCACAGCUCUCAAGUCAUGCAGGAUUCAGACAUGAAGCUUAGGACAUCCCCACUGGAAGGGCAGCCUGGUUUGUACUGCUACCAGCCUCAAGUGCAGCAGAUGUAUUGCCCCUCACACCCUUUCCAUCAGUAUCCCUCAGGAGGCAGCUACCCUGUGACUUACAUUGCUUCUUCACACUACCCUUACCAAAGAAUCGCUCCUCAGAGCAGUCAAGAAUCCCAGCAGCCUCUGUUUCCCAAGCCCAUCUACUCCUACAGCAUCCUGAUCUUCAUGGCUCUCAAAAACAGCAAGACAGGGAGUUUGCCAGUCAGUGAGAUUUACAAUUUCAUGACGGAACACUUUCCUUACUUUAAGACAGCUCCAGACGGCUGGAAGAAUUCUGUGCGCCACAACUUAUCUUUGAACAAGUGCUUUGAGAAAGUUGAAAACAAGUCAGGCAAUUCCUCUCGGAAAGGCUGUUUGUGGGCUUUGAAUCCAGCCAAGAUUGAUAAGAUGCAGGAGGAGCUACAGAAAUGGAAGAGGAAAGAUCCAGUUGCUGUAAGGAAGAGUAUGGCAAAGCCAGAAGAACUUGACACCCUGAUAGGCGACAAGAGUGAGAAGCUGAGAUCUUCCCUCAUGUCCUGCAGCCCGACGGGCGUUGCAGGUGCCUCACUUUCCAGGCAGAUGGCAGCCCAAUCCCAUUCCUUAUGCGAGCCCUCCCUCUCCUCCGGGAUCCCACAGCCAUUACACAGCAUCCACGCCUCGGGAGCUCUGCAUGCCAAGAACGCUUUACCCAAUUUACUGGGAGGGCAGCAGCCUCCGUGCUACACAUCCCCACAGGGCUUCCCCCAAAUCCCAAAUGCACUGAUGCAGCAGACACCGGACGCUCAGAGCCUGUUUCCUUCUGGGGAGGCUCAAAGCGAGCUCCGAACUCAGCCCAGCAUCACUCAGGACUCCCCGCUGCCAGCGCAGACCCCCCCAAAUUGUGGGAUGAAGAUGCUGCCGGAGCAUUCCACAGCCAGGACAGUGCAGGACACGCUCAUGCCGGAGGGAGACCUCAGCAAUGACAUCGAUGCUCUUAAUCCAUCCCUGACUGAUUUUGAUCUCCAAGGGAAUCUUUGGGAGGAGCUAAAAGAUGACAGCCUUGCUGUGGAUCCCCUUGUCCUCAUUUCAUCAUCCCCAGUGUCUUCCCAGUGUUUCCCCUCUCACUGCCAGCUGGAGAACAGCAGCAACAUCCCCAUCCCAAACGGAACUCCACAUGGAAACGUACCCGACCUCCAGCUCACCACCCUGUACUCUGCCUUUAUGGAAUUGGAUACAGUGUCUCCUGCCUACCUAAGUAAUCCUGGAUCCAAACCUAUAGCACUGAUGUGAACCACGUGCCAACCUAGUUAUUAUUAUUAUUAUUUUGUCGAAAUCCAGUCCUAACCAUCACACACUUCCCUAUCUGAUUGAUGUCAGCUGAGACCGUGUCCAUGGGAAUAAGAAUAAUCUUUUUUCCAGAACUCGCCCGCAGGAUAUGUAGCUUUACUAUAAUAAUUUUCUACAGACAGACACUAAAAAAAAAUUUAAAAUACUAUUUAAAGAUAAUAUUGUUAACAGCUGAACUUGGCAACACCAUUUUAUCAAGCCACUCAUCUUCUGCAUCUUCCAGAAACAAACGACUCUAAGAGGAAAACAAAUUAUUGACUUUUUUUUCCUUUUCUUUUUUUCUUUAAUGAAAGCUGCUUGCAAAUGAACACAGAACUCACAGCACACAACAAUUUAACUUAUUUCUUGGAGCCAAUGACGGCAACAUCAUCCACCACAGACCACUCAAAAUAAAAAAAAUCUACAUGUUAAAACAGUUAUAGUCCCCUUGAAAGCAGUUCUGGGUUUUGGUAAACAAGAAUGUGAACUGAAAAUUCUGUAAGUAUUAGAAGAUAGAGGACAAGCUGCUGACAGACUAAACC
Corapipo altera (White-ruffed manakin) is the source of this 2537-nucleotide messenger RNA. RefSeq names its product forkhead box N1 (gene FOXN1). The transcript has 8 exons. Gene Ontology annotation, biological process: regulation of transcription by RNA polymerase II. Lineage: Eukaryota; Metazoa; Chordata; Aves; Passeriformes; Pipridae. The record is from RefSeq and is a predicted model, not a curated record. Gene Ontology annotation, molecular function: DNA-binding transcription factor activity, RNA polymerase II-specific; transcription cis-regulatory region binding. Bases 1 to 1959 code for a protein of 652 amino acids.